This is a messenger RNA of Zeugodacus cucurbitae (melon fly), 8858 nucleotides long. RefSeq names its product cAMP-specific 3',5'-cyclic phosphodiesterase (gene dnc). Gene Ontology annotation, molecular function: 3',5'-cyclic-AMP phosphodiesterase activity. The record is from RefSeq and is a predicted model, not a curated record. Gene Ontology annotation, cellular component: cytosol; perinuclear region of cytoplasm; nucleus. NCBI's taxonomy places the organism in Eukaryota, Metazoa, Arthropoda, Insecta, Diptera, Tephritidae. The coding region runs from base 4144 to 7422 and encodes 1092 amino acids. The transcript has 13 exons. Gene Ontology annotation, biological process: signal transduction.
GAUAUUAUGUAAGCACUUAGAGUGUCUUAGAGUAAACAAAAGUAUAUAACAUGAAAGCUAUUUAUCAGUUAUGUAAAUAUGUAUCUAAGUAGACUUAUUUUUUUAUCAUGCCACAACACCCAUUUUAAGGCCACUAAAUAACUAAAGUCCUCGAAAUGCCGCCUGUACACUAACUAAUAGCGCAGAAGCUUAGUAAACGUAAAUAAUUUCAAUUUAAUGCCACACAAACACUUAGUAAAAAUCAUAAAAAAAAUCGUAAAAAUAUCGCUGUACGCAUACUUAUGACACACAGUGUGUUUGUGUGUUACUUAAUACCACCGCGUAAUGCGCUAACAAAUUUAUAAUUGUAAGCUAUUAAUCAUUGAUAGACUAGGCGCAACAGUGGAACGCCUACUAAGCGCACACACUACUGCACAAACACACACACAUACACAUUCGAACAUUUAGCAAAGAGCUCCACCUGGACGCUACGGCUGCUUUCCAAACUUGUUCUAACUAUGGCGUCGAAUUGCACCCAAAUCGGCGGCAACACGAACCAUUAUUUAGCUAGUGUCAGCCAACGAAACGUGUUGGCAGGCAUUGUUGUUGUCAUGUUGUUGUAGAUAGCCGAAAACCCGCGUGAAAAAGUGGCAAUAAAUAAAAUAAAAGUAAAAAAACAAAAAAAAAAACAAAAAAAGAACUCAUGAAAGAAGCCGCCUAAAAGCCAACGAAAGCCUCACGGUUUUUCAAUAAAUAAAAGAACUGGAAAUGCAGAAAAACAGAGGCAAAAAAUAGCGUGAAAAGAAAUCCAAUAUGAACCACUGAGAUAAGCGAUAAGCACACGCUGCACAGGCACACAUACGUAUAUAUGGAGCUGUGUUCGUGCGCUUCGUGCCGUCAUUGCGCGCUCUUGCUCUUGUUAUUAUUUUUUUUUUUUUGCUCUCAACCAAAAAUAUAUAGCUUUUCUACUCGUCGACUGGUAUAUGUAACCGCAAAAUCCCACCAAAACAAUUGUCAAAUGAUUUGUCUGCUGGCCGUCGUGGUUAGUUGUCGGCGCUCUCUCGCGCCUGUUCGUAUGCUCACAUAAAGUUGUUUUUUUUUUUUUUUGCAAAAGCAUGCUAAGUAGCCGCUAGUGAGAGGUGCAGAGUUGUGAUGCUCUUGCUUGUUCUUGCUCACCACAUGCAUUUUGCAGAUUUAAAGUCGCCACCCAUUUACCCACCACCCACAGUGUUGAUUUUUUUUUUAUAUUUUUAUUUUGAAGAAUUGAAUAACUGUUUUAAUUUCGAAGAAACUUGCAUGGAAUGUUAAUUAAAGAUUUUAAAUUUUUUAGUGUGGUGAACAAUCGUUUGAGCCAUUUUUUAAUAGUACUUCCUUUCGAUUAAACAAUUUUUUUUUUUUGUUUUUCACCACUAUUUCUAGGCUCUCGAAGUAAAAUAUUUGAAACUAAUGUCAAUUCUCGAUCUUUUUUCCUAAAAAUUUUAAAUAAUAUAUACCAUCUUCAAUUUUCUUUCGCAUGACACUUGUUUUGACAUUUACGCAACCGAAAAUGACAUUUGAGCCGACUCCAACAAAAAAAAAAUAAACAAAACAAAAAUUUGCCUCAAAACUCAUUUGACACUACGCUCUUGCAGCGCAUUCUUGACAAGUCCACCGCCAACCAUUAGCUUUGCACACCUGUCAUACUACUCAGCAACCAUGCCCAAUAUGCUGCUGGGCGCUCUUCCGGCGUCUGCACGAAAUUAGCGCCUUCUCCGACGUCACACGCAUAAUCUGACAUUAUAAACAUAAUAAUUUGACAGCUGCAGAGAUUGGUGCGCUUUGUUUAUCCGUCAAAACGCAUAUGCGCGCUCUGCCAUGCGGUACGCACACGCGCUCAUUUGCCCAUUUGGGCGCUCUCAUGUAACUCAUUUGACUUUCCGAUUUGCUCCAAAAUUGAUUUAGCGCCGGUUGUUGGCGCGCUCCGCUCCGCUCGAAAACACGAACUGUGAUUUAUGCGCCCGUGUACUGAUAAGUUCUUCGCAUGUUUGCUGAUUAGUAUUAUGCUUUGUUUUUUGUUGGUGGUUAGUGCGUAGCGCUCACUCUCUCUCUUUUGGUUUAUUGUCACCUUGCGCUAGCUGCUCCAUACUUUGCUGUGUGUGCGCGUCGUAGAAAUUUUAAAUGGCGUUCUCGUGCGCACCCUUCAGCCGCAGCAGCCGCCACCCAACCAACCAACCUGCCAGCCGGCCUUGCCAUCGUCGCGCGUAAUCAGCAAAGCUAACGCUCGUUUACACUGUUGUUGUUGUUAUUGUUUUCUUAUUUUUGCUAAUGUUGUUGAGUUGCUGAUUGCGUCGUUAGCUCUACUUCGUUACGCUGCUGCUCUUUGCUACCUUCUACUUUAUUGCUUGCUUUUCUAUUUCAUCUCCGUGACUUCUACAGUGACUACAGCGCAGUGGCGCUCUCGCUCUUUCAGCACACAUGUGCACAGCGCAGCUUUAGCUUUAGCUUACGCUCUACCUUCGCUCACAGCAUAUUCAUUUUCAUGAUUUCUUAUUUAACCUUCCACAUUUUUACUUUCGCCCUCCUACCGCUGCCGCGUCGCAACACUCGCUCACUCUCAGCUAUUGCUAUUGCCGCUGCCGCUGUCGCGGCUGCUGCUGCUGCUUACAGCUAUUUCAGAGUGUAUGUGUGCGUGUGUUUGUGUCGUCAUUUUUGUGCAGUUUUUCUCGCCAGCCAACGACAUCGUCUUCAUCGGUUUUCAUAACUUCGUGCGGUUCGUGAUUUUCAACGUCUCGAGUUCUCGAUUGCGCCGCGACGACAGCAAUGAGACACAUUAUACAUUUUUUUCGGCCAUUUAACAUUUUUAGCACAAGUAUUUAGUGUUUUUAAAUAAUCCAAAAAUUAUAUAUACUUCAGUGUACACAGCAUACCAGUGGACGGUGGUGAAAAGUGUCAGUGAUUGAUACGCGUGCGUGUGCCGUUGGACGGACAAAUAGCGAGCCGAAAAGAAAAAAAUACAAAAAAAAAUUAAAGGAGAAGGAGGUGAAGUGAAGAAUAUUUGUUGAAAAAAAUUAAAAUGCUCGAACGUCAAAACUGUCAUUACCAUUGAGUGAGGCGGUCAGUGCGGUGCAGUGUCGGGCUGUGAGACUAACAUAACAUUAGUGCAUAGUGUGUAGGUCACAAAGCUAAUCGGACAAGCAAAAAAAUGGUGUGAAAAUAAAUUUAAAAAAAUUACUUAGUUAAAACCUCACAGCUGUGGCGUGUGUUGCCACUCGUUCACCAAAUGGCACAGUGGCGGUAAAUUAUCAGCAGCUAUAAGAAAGAAAGAAAGAAGAAAAAUAAAGAAUUCUUCAACAAACAUCACAAACAAUAGCAUUGACCGCGCGUCGUACAUGCAGCAGACGUUGGUGCGGUUGGAAGUGCACUGUGUGCAGUCGUAGCAGAUGAGUGCAAGCAAGAACACACAAAAUAACAAAUAAAACAGACAAAGCAAAGCAACAGCGCACAGUCAAUCGUUCGGUUGGUCGGUCGGUCGGUAUGCAAUUGCGCUCGUCUAUGUGUUCGCGCGUGUGUUUAUUAACUGUGCACGAGCAGCACAUCAUCAUCAACAACACAACAAUUGCUGCAUUACUUAAGUGAAUUAAAAGUGAAAAAAUCAAAAAAUUCAAAAAAAAUAUAAUCAGCGAAAAUACAAUAACAACACAAAGUCAGUUAAUGCACUGGCGCUGUCAUUACAGACUAGCAGUGAGACAGGCUGGCGCUAUUGCAGUGCGCCGGCCAAGCAGUUAACUACAACAACGCGUCGUGUCACAUACGAAAAAGAAUCGAAAUUGUGCAAAAUAAUGGCAAGAAAAGUGUUAUUGAAAAGUGAAAAGAGUGUGGUGUAUUUGUGAUUCUUUCUUGCUGUGCAUUCAAACGGUAAGCCAGCACCUGCAGUGACGUGUUUCAUUCAUGCACGUACAUGCAUGCAUGCACCUCUGUGUGCUUUUGUGCGUAUUUGUGUGACUUAUGCGGAGGAAAGUGAAUAAAGAACAAUUGUGCUACGAAACAUUUUUAAACCGAACAUUUUAUUGCGAAUAAAUACAAUUAACUAAGUGCUCAUUAAAAAUACACAAAAACAAAGCAAAAAACUCAAACUAAUAAAAUACUCCACGUAGUGUUUAGUGUGAACAAAAUGCGACAGCGGCAAUGAUUGCCACACUAUUCAUCGUUUUUGCAUUUAUACGUGCGUUCCCCUGGCGGAGACGGCGACCACGUCCACUACAACUCCCACCAGCCGCGCCUAACCAGGCGUUACCACCGCCCUCAGCAACCACAACAGAGAAGACAAGCACCACCACAACAACCGAAUCCCACCCAACCAUAACAACAAUAGUGCCAGCAACAACAAACGAAUACGGUGAAAAACCACCGCCUACAACACCGCUCACCAAUGGCAGCGCCGUGCCGCGUAUACAACACGCGGACGUCACCACCAGCAGUAACGGCACUUAUGAUGCCGCCAAAACGGUAGUGUCCGGUGAUGAGCUGGAGGAGACACCGCGACGCUCAUCUGUGCUACAGACGCGCCGCAAAUCCUCUAAAUCGCUGAAAUACCACGAAGUUACUUUCAGCGGCAGCGUUGGUGGCGGCGAGAGUGAUGAUAAUGAUCACGAAACACCACAGACACGCCGCAGCUCCCACCACAAACCGCACUAUCACCACCACCAACAUCACCAGCAGCAGCAGCAGCGACAUCUGUUGCAGCAUCAGCAAACGCUGACGGCCAAUUCGCGUCCCACCUCACCGGAUAGCCACAGUUCGGCGUCGCACUAUCGCUCGCUGAGCAGCGGUCGUACGCGCACCUCCACCGAUUAUGAAACUGCCAGCAGUGAGUUAUACAACAGCGCAAGAUCGCAAUUGGACACAACGGCGGAGUCAAGCGCUGGCCUUGGUGGCAUUGAUGCGGUGCAUGCGUAUGCUGUCGGCGGUACAAAUGGUCAAUUACCCGCGGCCACUAGUACCGUACGUAGUUUCGCUGGCGGGCGACGCUUUCCACCGCGACGCGCCGCCACACUCGCCACCGAUACGCUGGGCACAGAUGAUGAGGGCGCUGCGACUGACGCACACGAUGAGGAUGGCGAGGAUGCGGGCGAUGAUGAUGAUCACGAUCCGGAUUCAUAUGAUCGCGAAACGGAGGAGUUCUACAGCAAUAUACAAGAUGCUGUAUGCCCCUCGGGUACGCGUAGUAAACGUUCAUCGCUUUUCUCACGCUCCGAUUCAUCGGCCACAACAACAUCGUCAAGUGGUGGUGGUACUUUUACGGGCGGCAAGCGACGUUCCACCGCCUCGAUUUUAUCGUCGUCGAUGUGCUCCGAUGUGAUACCGAUCGAUAGACGUAGUUCGACUGCUACCGAGUACAGUGUACGUUCAGCGUCGGGUCAACGACGUUCUAGUGGACGUAUACGCCGUUAUAUAUCACGCAUGACGAUCGCCGGCGCGCGUCGACGCACCACUGGCAGCUUCGAUGUAGAAAAUGGCCAAGGCGCUAGAUCACCGCUUGAAGGCGGCUCGCCAAGCGCCGGCUUGGUACUGCAAAAUCUUCCACAACGUCGCGAAUCGUUCUUGUAUCGCUCGGAUUCCGACUUUGAGAUGUCACCAAAGUCGAUGUCGCGCAACUCAAGCAUUGCAAGUGAAAGGUUUAAAGAGCAGGAGGCCUCUAUCCUGAUUGACCGAUCCCAUGGUGAGGAUCUUAUUGUGACACCAUUUGCCCAAAUUUUGGCCAGCUUGCGUUCGGUGCGCAACAAUCUAUUAAGUCUGACAAAUGUACAAGCAUCCAACAAAUCCAGGCGCCCAACACAAUCGUCCAGCGUGGGACGUGCAUCCACAGCCGGCGUACAAUUGGUCCAAGGCGAUGAAUCCUACACACGUUUGGCUACAGACACAAUCGAGGAGUUGGACUGGUGUUUGGACCAACUGGAGACCAUACAGACACAUCGCAGUGUAUCGGACAUGGCAUCGCUCAAGUUCAAGCGUAUGCUCAAUAAAGAAUUAUCACACUUCAGCGAGUCGAGCAGAUCUGGCAAUCAAAUAUCGGAGUAUAUUUGUUCCACAUUUUUGGACAAACAACAAGAAUUGGACCUGCCCUCGAUGCGUGGCGACGAUAACCCUGACCAACACAAUAUGCUUACCCAGCAUCAGCGUUGCCGUUCGCCACGUGGUCCGCCCAUGUCACAGAUAUCGGGCGUGAAACGACCACUCUCCCAUACGAACUCUUUCACCGGCGAACGUCUGCCCACAUUCGGUGUGGAGACGGUGCACGAGAAUGCGCUCGGCACACUGCUCGGCGACGUCGACACAUGGGGCAUUGACAUAUUCAAGAUUGGCGAUUUGAGCGCCAAUCGUCCGCUCACCUGUGUGGCAUACACCAUAUUUCAGAGUAGAGAACUACUGACCAGUCUUAUGAUACCACCGAAAACUUUUCUUAAUUUUAUGACUACUCUGGAGGAUCAUUAUGUUAAAGACAAUCCGUUUCACAAUUCACUGCAUGCGGCCGAUGUGACACAAAGUACAAAUGUACUGCUCAAUACACCAGCGCUGGAGGGCGUAUUCACAUCGUUGGAAGUGGGCGGAGCAUUGUUUGCUGCUUGUAUACACGAUGUUGAUCAUCCUGGUUUAACGAAUCAAUUUUUAGUUAAUUCAAGUUCCGAAUUAGCCUUAAUGUAUAAUGACGAAUCUGUUUUGGAAAAUCAUCAUUUAGCAGUUGCCUUUAAAUUAUUACAAAAUCAAGGAUGUGAUAUAUUCUGUAAUAUGCAAAAGAAACAACGCCAAACAUUAAGGAAGAUGGUUAUCGAUAUUGUCCUUUCAACGGACAUGUCAAAACACAUGAGCUUGCUGGCCGAUUUAAAGACUAUGGUCGAGACGAAAAAGGUCGCCGGCUCCGGUGUGCUAUUGCUGGACAACUACACCGAUCGCAUACAGGUGCUCGAAAAUCUGGUACAUUGUGCCGAUUUAAGUAAUCCAACCAAACCGUUGCCAUUGUACAAACGCUGGGUCAGCCUACUUAUGGAGGAGUUCUUUUUGCAGGGCGAUAAAGAACGUGAAUCGGGCAUGGACAUUAGUCCCAUGUGUGAUCGUCAUAAUGCCACAAUCGAAAAAUCGCAGGUCGGAUUUAUCGAUUAUAUUGUGCAUCCAUUGUGGGAGACAUGGGCCGAUCUGGUGCAUCCCGAUGCACAGGAUAUACUUGAUACGCUUGAAGAGAAUAGAGACUAUUAUCAGAGUAUGAUACCACCAUCACCACCACCAUCGGCGGCCGACGAUCAACCCUCCGACGAUAAGAUACGAUUUCAAGUAACACUUGAAGAGUCCGAUCAAGAGAAUCUAGCCGAACUGGAAGAGUGUGAUGAAAGUGAGCAUAACAAACCGGAAGCGGCCACUGUGACGACGGCGUCGGGGAGUGAGAAUCAAAGCCAUCACGGUGGAAUGUGACGGAGAGUAGCGGGACUAUGUAAGAAAAUCACCGAAAAGGCGCAAAAUUUUUUGCUAAUACGUUAGUAACAAACCAAACCAACUACAAAAACAGCUAGUGAAAUAAAUAACUAAAAUAAAAAUGCCAAAAAAACACAAAAAAAAAACCAAAAAAAAAAUACAUAAAAUUUAAAAUCUUAAAAAAAUGCAAUUUUUUGCAACCAAAAAAAUACAAAAAAGAAAAAACAAAACAAACGUGCUGAGUUGAAGGACAAAAUGUUUAAAAGGAAGACAUAAAGCGGAAGCAAAUGAAAGCAUACAUACAUACAUAAAAUAUAAAUUUAGAAAUUUCAUAGUAGCAUAGCCAAGACAAAGAAGAAGAUGAAGAAGAAGAGGAGAAAAAAAUUACAAAAGAAUAAAAAUCAACAUACAUAUACAUACAUAUAACGAUAAAUACAUGCAGAAAAUGGAUAAUUUUACUUUAAAACUAAAGAAAACAAAACAAGAAAUUGCCAAAAAGCAAUAAUUAACAAUGAAACACGGAGUGUAAAGAAUGCAAAAAACACUCAAACACACACAUACAUACACUCACACAACACAUUCAGCACAAAUGUAUGACAAACAAAAUGCAACUACAACAAAGACAAGCGCAUGUUUACAACAAACAUACAGCCAUACCAUAUACACACAAACAUACAAAGCAUACAGAUGAAUAUAGAAAAUCAUAAAGCACAUUUAUUUGCGGAAAACCUCACACAAAACAAGAAAAUUAUUUAGUAAACUCUGUUUUUUACAAUUUCAAAACCGCUGCAGCAUAAUUUCAUUAAUUUCAUACAUUUGCAAAAUUAGAAAAAAAUUUAUUAAAAACUACAGUUAAGACAAAAUGGUAGCCAAACAAAGUCAAAUAUGCUUGCCAUUCAAGAAAUAUAAUUUAACACAAAGGCAUUGCUGGACACAUAACUAUGCAAAACUAACUAGAAAAGUAUAAAAAUAAAUAAAGACAAGACGAAACGCAAGGUUGUAAUUCAAAAACAAAAAGUUUUUAAACAUUUUUCAUGCUGAAAAUGGAAAAUACUAACACAAUAGUAGCGGCUGAACACACCGAAUAGCGUUAUAACUGACCCCGCACGCCUUGUACGGUUUUAAUUUCAAACGCAUAACAUUUUUUUUAAAUAAUUUUUUAAAAAUUCCAAUCAAAAAUAUUUACACAAAAAAUGGCUGCAGUUGCAAUGAAAACAACUUGACUAUGAAACCUACUGGCAAUUUUAAAACAACUUGACGCAAGCCUAAAUAAUAUUACAUACUUAACGGUAAAUGCAAAAAUAGUAAAAGAUAAAUCAAUGUAUGAAAUAGGUUCCAAACGAAAAUUGUUCGAAAAAUUUCAAAAUUAUACUUAAAUGCUGAGUUAUGAAUGUAGCAUUGCUGCGAAAGAUAUUCAAUAGAGAGCUGACAAAAAU